UACUGACAAACUGUAACUUGGACUCAGAAUCACUGAGAAUGACAUCAACUCUUUGAUAAUGUUCAUUUUAACACUGAGGAUUUUGGUGUGAACCGCUCUCCUCGGGUGGGUGCACGCUGAUGAGGUCAGCUCAUUAAUGCAGGAUUAUAUUUAUGCUCAAUCCUGAGCUCGCUCACACACACACACACACUCCUCACAGGAGUACUUACUGUCUGCCAGGGACCAUCACAGGUACGCAAGGCAGCCAGUGUGCAGAGGAGCUUCAGUUUGUCACCAUCUGAUGGAGGCCUGCUGUCCACCCGGCUGCUAACAGGUGGAUUUCUCUCAUAGGAGGCUCCCUUACUGCCGUGCAAACACACUCUCAUGAAGAUGUUUCCUUGGUCAGCUGUGUUCUCCUUUGAGCCCAAAGUGCCCGGCCAGCGCACCAUCAAGGAGAUGGUUACCAACACUCUCAUGCUGGAGCUGGGGGCGAUAGUGAAGCGCACUGAACGCAUCCAUUUGGAACGGGUAUCAGAGGGCCGUCGCCGUCGCUGCAGCACCUCCUCCUCGGCUGACUAUAGCUGGCUGGUCAACACCCCAGUCCCACGGCAUUAUCAGCUGACGCCCAACGACCUGCUGGAGCUCCAGGACCUCUGUGAGAAGAUUCCUCCUGCACAGUGUGGUCCUGUGAUUGUCAGGUUCAGAAGACUGGUGUCACAGAUGGAACCUGAGGUUCACGAGGUCCCCCGACUCUUUCGGUCCGUGCUGCGUGACUGUGUGGAUGAGUUGAGUGGGAAUGAUGACGAUGCACCAAUGAACGACCCGGUGUUCGAGAAGCGGCAUCGCAGCAAAAGCCUUUCCUUUGUUACUUUCCGCAGCAAGUUCUGCACGGGGCAUUUCCCGAAGGGCAACAACCUGAGAGGCUCCAGAGCCAAUCUGCAGCAGCAGGUGGACUGGACCGAUGAGGACAAUGAAGGGGAGGAGGAGGCCAUUAAAGCCAGGGCGAGGAAAGGAAGGAGUAAGAGUAUGCCCGAAAUCUGCCCCAUUGAAGAGAGUGCUCAUGGGUGAG
Molecule: messenger RNA, 1048 nt
Organism: Thalassophryne amazonica
Lineage: Eukaryota; Metazoa; Chordata; Actinopteri; Batrachoidiformes; Batrachoididae
Product: RD3 domain-containing protein
Exons: 3
Coding region: 364-1047 (227 amino acids)
Source: RefSeq, a predicted model, not a curated record